Messenger RNA from Vitis vinifera (wine grape), 1327 nucleotides. RefSeq lists its product as uncharacterized. The record is from RefSeq and is a predicted model, not a curated record. NCBI's taxonomy places the organism in Eukaryota, Viridiplantae, Streptophyta, Magnoliopsida, Vitales, Vitaceae.
AGAAACUUCAACUACCGCAUGGCUGGCUGCAGGGGCUCUUAUCCAGAGCUCAUUCCAUUAGAAAAUGCCCACCCUCAGCCUCAGCCUGAGGCUGAGCCACCGCCAUCACCACCACCACCUCUCCUCUCCUCCCACUCCUUGUUUUCUCCUUCGUCAUUUCUCUUCAGCUUCAGGCCCAAGCGCUUCCACUUCCUCAAGCCAUGCUCUUCCCUCAAACAGACCAAGAAACAGCUCCAAAAGACCUCUUCUGGCAGCAACGCUCCCCAGAGUUUGAGGUGGUUCUUGAACCCCAAGAGCAGUGAUGGUGAAGAAGAUGCUAGUGGUGGCGGUAACGGUGACGAUGGUGGGUUGGAGAGUGGUGACACUGCAGUUAAAGGUACCCUUUUGGCUGGUCUGCUGCUUGUGGGUGUUGUUGGUGGAUUUGCCACUGUUGGGUAUGUCUACAGGGACCAGAUCAAUGCCUUCCUGACUCAGUUUUCGGGCUUCAUUGAAGGUUAUGGACCAGCUGGAUAUGCUUUGUUUGUAGCAGUUUAUGCUGGACUAGAAAUCCUUGCAAUUCCAGCCAUUCCAUUGACCAUGUCAGCUGGUCUGCUUUUUGGCUCUUUUACUGGCACUAUCAUUGUUUCGAUUAGUGGAACAGUUGCAGCAAGUGUUGCCUUCUUAAUUGCCAGAUAUUUUGCUCGUGAACGUAUUCUUAAAUUAGUUGAAGGAAACAAAAAAUUUCUUGCAAUUGACAAAGCAAUUGGAGAAAAUGGUUUCAGAGUUGUUACCCUCCUCCGUUUAAGUCCCUUACUUCCCUUUUCGCUUGGGAAUUAUUUAUAUGGAUUGACAUCUGUUAAGUUUGUUCCAUAUGUGUUGGGAAGUUGGCUGGGAAUGCUUCCUGGAACAUGGGCUUAUGUGAGUGCUGGUGCAUUUGGGCGAGCAAUCAUUCAAGAUGAAUCUGAUAUUGGUUUGCUUGGAGGAAACAAUUCACUAAUAACACUAGGCCUGGGACUAUUGGUAACAGCAUUGGCUGCAACGUAUGUGACACGGCUUGCUAAGGAUGCUGUAAAAGACAUCGAGUAAACACCGGGCUGUGAAUUUGCUUCAAGUAAGCAUAUGAGACUAUGAUAUGCAUAACCAAUUGGCAAGCACAUUACUAUUAUGUAAAUUGGAAUAUAUUUAAUGAUGACCCAAAAAGAAAAAAAUUGAAACCAUAUCAUCAACAAGACCAAAAUAGAAAUCCUUGUAUCAUUUUUUUUGUUUUCUUGGGUUAAGGAAGAGAAGAGAGGGAACUGUUUCUAUUGUGCUAUGCUACAUAAAUAAAUAUGCAUAGUUCUAGACUCAA